This is a messenger RNA of Plectropomus leopardus (leopard coralgrouper), 657 nucleotides long. It is a transcript of the gene tac3a, whose product is annotated as tachykinin precursor 3a. Lineage: Eukaryota; Metazoa; Chordata; Actinopteri; Perciformes; Serranidae. Gene Ontology annotation, biological process: tachykinin receptor signaling pathway; positive regulation of blood pressure. The record is from RefSeq and is a predicted model, not a curated record.
CAGGAUCUUUCCGUUCCCACUUACUGUAACUCUGCACCGGGGCGCAAGCAGCUGACUCUUUUACCAAACUAUCUGCUCGACAGAAAACAGGUGGUGCUCAGAAAAUGAGGAGAGGUUUGCUGCUGGUGACUCUGUUUCUCGUCAUGAAACUUCGAUACAGCCAGUCCAGAUGCGAGGAGCCCGGAUCGCGCAGAUCAACAUCAGAUCAGACCACAGGGUUGGACAACCUCAAGCGGAACAUUCUGAAGAGGUAUAGCGAUUUGGAUUAUGACAGCUUUGUGGGUCUGAUGGGCAGAAGAAAUGCCGAUGGAAAUGAACUAGAGACACCACAAAAAAGAGAAAUGCAUGACAUUUUCGUUGGUCUCAUGGGAAGGAGAAACUCAGAGCCCGAUAAUGGUCCCUGGAGGAGAGAGUAUCCAGAGAGGAGAGGCAUUUUUCUCAACAAGUGCAGGCUGAGGUUUCUUCAGGGGCUGUAGACAUUCAUACCAAAGCAACUCUCUCAUCUGAUUUCAGUGAUGGAAGAUCACAGAGAACACACACAACAAACUACAUGUCUGAUGGAAAUGACUUCACAUCGUGAUUCACACUGUAAAGCUGCCAGCUGGCUUAUGAAAGUGACCAUUAACUACACAGAUUGUAUUUUGUUUUAUCUGACAA